AUGGACGACUUCUCACCCAUUUCGCAGUUGCAACCCCCUUUAGAGAAUGAAGUGCUCAAGCAGACCUACCCAUCCGCCCUUCAAUUACUGUGUUUCAUCAAAACCUGGAAAUACAUUAUCGAUGAUACAUCUCAGCCGCCUACUAUAAUGUACAUUGGAAAUUGGGAUGAACUUGUAAGCACUAUGAUAGACGGCCUUAAAUGGCUACCAGCGGAGCGCCACACGGGCAAGCAUUCAACAGUCUCGACCAUCGACCUUUCUAACCGCAUGAGCACCUUCAACAUGCAGGGGACAGCAAUACCUCGACAUAUAUCGAGGAUAGAGAACUUUCCAGCUGAGAUUAGAGAGUUACUGCUGUACCACGUACCGGAUGCGCACAGUCUCAGGUCUCUUGCUUUGACAUCGACAACCUUCUUCAGCACCUUCCUCGGAGCCAAGGACCCAGUGAAAGCCGUUCUCCGCAACGAGUUCUCACCAGAUGUCCUUUCUGAUGCCCAAGCCGCACGAUGGUCUGCCAAAUGCGGGACUGAGGUGCAAAAACUGAAGCAGCCGAGGCCAGAAGUAUGGCAGGGACAGCUAAUGGAUUUUCUGGAUAAGAACGUCAAGACCUCCUGGGCAUUCUCCGACUCUCUAGCUUUGACUGAGCUUCGUUUCUAUGUCGACUACUUCGCCGAGAAAUAUUCUCGCUCUAUCUGUGAUAAGCUCCAGAUUGCAGGACACUUACGACCGCAAGAAGUGGAUCGAAUUAGAACGGCAUUCUACCGUUUGGAGACUUAUUCGAACUUACGCGAGACUCUACUUUGGGACGGCAUCUAUCCUCAGCUCGAGGAGAUUCGAGCGAUGUUCUUUGUUCACUUCGCGCCAUGGGAAAUCGAGCAACUUGUCGCAGUCUAUGAAUUCCUCGUCACGGUAGUCUCAGAAGCGCAAAACGAUAUCGAAGCACAUGAUAUUGAAAUCGCCAACAAGAUGGACGAUGUCAGAUGGCUAGACGAUGGCUCCAAUAUGAACGUUCGGAAAGAGCGUCAAGUAUUCCGCGGCCUUGCAUUUCUCUAUCAUCUAGAUCAAGCCAAGGGAUUCCAAGAGCGAUAUGAACUCUUAUCCCCGGUUUACUACGAGGAGUACAACGACUUCGCGCAAAAUCUCCCCCAAGGUCGCAGAGCCCCGUCUCUCGGUCGCCCCCUCCACCAUUUCAACGACACCGACCUUAUCAACAGACUUUCCACCUCUCGCACUCAUAAAACCGACACCGCGCCUUUCACAGCCUGGAAAUGGGCGCACGCAAACACCGCCUUCAACGCGACAUCCGACCUCCUCUCCCAAGCCCUCCUCGGCCAGCGUGAGUGCUACGCCCUGCGCGCCUCCGGCUACACGUUCCUCUCCGCCGACAGCGUUGCCACGCAUUUCACCAAUCUCGGACCACACGCAUGGGACAUGUCGUCCUGGCCGUUCCUGCAAGACAGAGCUAAGAUUCGUGCGAAUCGUGUUGUGAUGGACAAUUCUAUUAUGAAGAGGAAAGACUUGUUUUGGAAAGGGUGGAGAGGGUGGUAUAGUGAGGGGGAUUACAGUCGGGUUGUCCCUUUCACGCAUUAUAAGACGAAAUAUUAUAAUAAAAGUAGUGAUCGGGGGAGGAAGGGGAGGUGGUACCGGAGGAGUAAUGUGGCUGAUGAGUUGGUGGAUAGUCGGCGCUUGGACCAGACGGAUUAG
Bacidia gigantensis is the source of this 1704-nucleotide messenger RNA. RefSeq lists its product as uncharacterized. The coding region runs from base 1 to 1704 and encodes 567 amino acids. Lineage: Eukaryota; Fungi; Ascomycota; Lecanoromycetes; Lecanorales; Ramalinaceae. The transcript has 4 exons. The record is from RefSeq and is a predicted model, not a curated record.